AUGGCCGUGUCGCCUCACUGUACUCGAUGUUCGGCAGCAGAGGAGGAUGCAAUCCACUGCCUCAGGGAUUGCCCUCACUAUAGGGAAAUAUGGCUUCGUGUGGGUGCUUUGUCAUGGCCAAGAUUUCUGAUUAAUGGGUGCACCGAUUGGGUGCGGGCGCAGGCUCAAGGCAGGAACGGAACCAGGUUUGUGGCUUGCUUGUGGGGAAUUUGGAAGUGGCGGAAUAACAUGCUCUUCGAAGAGGUUGGGUGGUCCGUCGGCGAGGCGUGGCGUCGGUUGUGCAAUGAACAUGACGAUAUUGAAAGGUUCAUGAAUGGAGAGGAUGAUGUGAAUGAUGAUUCGUGGAUGGCUAGAAGGUGGAAAGCGCCGCCGGAAGGACAUGUUAAUCUCUGCGUGGAUGGAAGUGGAUGUUCGCUGCUGUCGGAAGCAAGGGCCUUGAAGCUUGGCUUGCAGGUAGCUUGGGACCGUGGGUACAGGGAUGUGAUUUGCAACACAGACUGCAGUGAUUUGUUGAAGGCGUUGGAAGAUGAUGAAAGACGCCAGUUCUUGCCUAUUCUUGGGGAAAUCAGAGACUUGACAUCUAGGAGCUGGAAUGUGUCAUUAAGUGGUAUCAGUAGAGACUGUAAUUUACCAGCAGACUGGCUAGCCAAGAAAGGUGCUGCUUCUCCGUCCAUGGAUCUUUGCCUGCUGGAUAAUCCUCCGUCGGAGUUAGAGAUCCUAAUCAUCAGGGAUCGUUUAGCUUUUCCUUAG
Lotus japonicus is the source of this 750-nucleotide messenger RNA. RefSeq lists its product as uncharacterized. Gene Ontology annotation, molecular function: RNA-DNA hybrid ribonuclease activity; nucleic acid binding. The transcript is spliced from 2 exons. Lineage: Eukaryota; Viridiplantae; Streptophyta; Magnoliopsida; Fabales; Fabaceae. The record is from RefSeq and is a predicted model, not a curated record. The coding region runs from base 1 to 750 and encodes 249 amino acids.